UCCUUGGCUUUCUUUGGUGUUCCUGUCCUGACUCCAUGCCUUCUCAACUGUGUCUACAGUGUUUCUGAAGUGAAGCACUGGAUCUGCAAACUGACUGGCCUCCUUUGCACUUAUGUGGCAUGGGCUUUUGGCCUAAGCUUAGCAAAGAGCAGAUCCUGGCGAAUGUGGGAAUUUGACAGCAAUAUUGUCCAAUUUGUGUUCAUUGGACUCUGGGAAGCUUAUUAUUAUCAAAAAUUUAACAUCUCUGGUUCAGUGGUUGAAUUGCCAAUGCACAGCAGUAUCAAUGCAAGCUGGAUUAUUUCACCUGAACUUCAGUAUGGGCAGGACAUGAUACUGUUGGCUAAUUUUAUGAAGUCAGUAGUCCUAGUUUUCAGCACAGAGGCUACGUUGGUCAGCUGGAUUAAAGCCCCAUAUCCACAUUUCCUGCGAUCUUGUUACAACAUCUCUAUCUUCUUUCUUGUCCUCAGCAGUGUUUGUACAGUAGGUGCUGUGAGCUGGAACUAUGCUGUGGAGUUUUAUGGCCAAACUACCCUUGACUUUCCAAGUACUUUUCCUGUUGAAAAGGAGGCACUGAUAAAGAAACACUUCUCUCAUGUUUUCCCACUAGGGAUACUAACAGCUGCCUUCUCACUCUUUAGUGCAACCAUGUUUAUGUUUGAGACAUGUUCAUUGAAAAAGAGAAACAAAGUGGUGCCUGUGGCUGUGGCUAAAAGUCACCAAAAGAUCUGA
Molecule: messenger RNA, 729 nt
Organism: Dipodomys spectabilis (banner-tailed kangaroo rat)
Lineage: Eukaryota; Metazoa; Chordata; Mammalia; Rodentia; Heteromyidae
Exons: 1
Source: RefSeq, a predicted model, not a curated record